Molecule: messenger RNA, 1604 nt
Organism: Notechis scutatus (mainland tiger snake)
Lineage: Eukaryota; Metazoa; Chordata; Lepidosauria; Squamata; Elapidae
Source: RefSeq, a predicted model, not a curated record
AUUUGUGUGAAAAGGACUGAAGUAAUGAGAAGUCAUCAUGGAAGCUCAAUCCCAUAGCUCUGCCACAAGUGAGAAGAAAAAGGUUGAGAAUCCCAUAGUAAAAUACCCCACUCGAACAGAGGUCAGUGAGAAAGCCGCGGCCUCCAGCACAACAUCUAAUGAGGAUGAAAGUCCUGGACAAACCUACCAGAGAGAGAGAAGAAACGCAAUUACAAUGCAAACUGGACAAGGCCUCAGUAAAGUCAGUGAAGAACCUUCCACAUCUAGUGAAGAAAGGGCUUCUUUAAUCAAAAAGGAGAUUCAUGGAUCUGUAUCAUACCUUCCUGAGCCUUCAGUACCUUAUCGUGGGACGGUCUUUGCCAUGGAUCCCAGGAAUGGUUAUAUGGAUCCUCCUUAUCAUCCACCUCAUCUUUUCUCAACUUUCCACCCUCCAGUACCAAUUGAAGCAAGGCAUCAUGAGGGACGUUAUCAUUAUGAUCCAUCUCCCAUUCCUCCACUACAUGUGCCUUCUGCUCCAGCUUAUUCAGAUUUACCAUUCAUCAGAAUAUCCCCCCACAGAAAUCCUACUGCAGCAUCAGAAUCUCCUUUUAGUCCAUCUCAUCCGUACAUUAACCCUUACAUGGAUUAUAUCCGUUCAUUGCACAGCAGCCCUUCUCUCUCUAUGAUCUCAGCUGCUCGGGGACUGAGUCCUACAGAUGCUCCACAUGCAGGAGUUAGUCCAGCAGAAUAUUACCAUCAGAUGGCUUUACUGGCAGGCCAGCGCAGCCCAUAUGCAGACAUCAUUCCUUCAGCUGCCACAGCAGGAGCAGGUGCUUUUCAUAUGGAAUAUCUCCACGCUAUGGAUAGCACUAGAUUUUCAAGUCCCAGGCUACCAACAAGACCAAGUCGAAAACGAACAUUGUCCUUGUCACCAUUGUCUGAUCAUAGUUUUGACCUUCAGACAAUGAUCCGCACAUCUCCAAACUCCUUGGUGACAAUUCUGAACAAUUCCCGUAGCAGUUCUUCAGCUAGUGGCUCUUAUGGGCAUUUAUCUGCAAGUGCAAUAAGCCCAGCGCUAAGUUUUGCAUACCCUCCCACACCAGUAUCCCUCCAGCAGAUGCAUCAACAGAUCAUCAGUCGACAGCAAAGUCUUGGUUCAGCCUUUGGGCAUAGUCCUCCACUCAUCCAUCCUGCUCCAACCUUUCCUACACAGAGGCCUAUUCCUGGCAUCUCUAAUAUCUUGAAUCCUGUUCAGGUCAGCUCAGGUCCUUCAGAGGCUGCACAGAGUAAGCCCACAAGUGAGUCUGCAGUGAGCAGCACAGGGGACCCAAUGCAUAACAAGCGUUCCAAGAUAAAACCAGACGAUGACCUCCCCAGCCCAGGAGCUGGAAGCAUGCAGGAACCACCGGAAGAAAUGACCUCAGUAAAGGAGGAAGGGGAGAAAGAUGAAAGCAAGCAAGAACCUGAAGUGGUCUAUGAGACGAACUGCCAUUGGGAAGGCUGUUCACGAGAGUUUGACAUGCAGGAGCAACUAGUGCAUGUAAGUUAAUGGCAUUCAGGAGCCGGCUUUGAAAACUAUCUGACCUUUUCUAAAGGGUCAGGCUCUCUGACCCUUUGCUGAGUCA